GGACGCCCUCACGCCUCACGGCCACCAAGCACCGCCCGCCCCGAUGGCCACCAACCCGCCGCAGCUGUUCCUGCUCGCCGACCACGUCAAGCUGUCGCUGCUGGAGCGCCAGCGCGCCGUGUCGCUGGGCCUGCCCGCCCACGCCCAGGACAGCCAGACCGCGCGGUCGCUGGAGCAGCUGCGCUCCGGCAUCGACGCCCUGGAGUCGCAGGUCGCCGACACGGCCGACGAAUCCAUCACCUCGCAGCUGCCGCGCCUGCGCACCCAGCUCGCCGAGCUCUCCGCCCAGUUCGCGUCCGCCGCGUCCGCCUCCACUGCUGCGCCCGCGCUCGCCCAGCCCAACGACCCCGCCCUCUCCGACGACUUCGCCGCCGCCGCCGCCCGCCCGCGCCAUGCCGCGAAGAGCGUGCGCUUCCGCGACAGCGACGACCCCAGCGCCGACGCCGACCGCUCGGCCCUCUUCAACCAGCCCUACCGGGACGACCCGUCCCACGACCCGGACGCCGCCCCCGACCACUCGCACCUCGACAACCAGCAGAUCCACGAGUAUCACAGCCAGGUCCUGCGCGACCAGGACGACCAGCUCGACACCCUGAGCGCCUCCAUCGGCCGCCAGCGCGAGCUGAGCAUGCAGAUCGGCGACGAGCUCGACGGCCAGGUCAUGCUGCUGGACGAGGUCGAGGAGGGCGUCGACCGCCACGACGCCCAGUUUCGCCGGGCGAGGGGGCGGCUGGACCGCUUCAGCCGAAAGGCGCGUGAGAACUGGAGCCUGACCGUCAUCAUCGCCCUGAUCGUCAUCCUGGUGCUGGUCAUCAUCAUCACGAAAUGAGAGCGUGGCCAGUGGGCGUUGGAUUGGAAUAUACGGUGUUACGGCGCGGUUUGGUUUCGCAGGUUUAAUGGCAGCUAGAAACUCGUUCUUGGCGCGAGAUCAGAACGGGCUAUUCAGCACAGCCGAGUACAAUCACAAGAUGAUACAAACAAACUACUGCUGCUCUCCCAAGCAUACGUUCAGUGCCAAAUCUUGUUGCCACUGCUAGGAUACACUACAUGCUACAGAUCAGCCGUCUCAGCCACACAGUG
Molecule: messenger RNA, 1080 nt
Organism: Boeremia exigua
Lineage: Eukaryota; Fungi; Ascomycota; Dothideomycetes; Pleosporales; Didymellaceae
Exons: 2
Coding region: 44-829 (261 amino acids)
Biological process (GO): vesicle fusion; intracellular protein transport
Cellular component (GO): SNARE complex; endomembrane system
Molecular function (GO): SNARE binding; SNAP receptor activity
Source: RefSeq, a predicted model, not a curated record